Cololabis saira (Pacific saury) is the source of this 2283-nucleotide messenger RNA. It is a transcript of the gene ppp1r7, whose product is annotated as protein phosphatase 1, regulatory (inhibitor) subunit 7. The record is from RefSeq and is a predicted model, not a curated record. Gene Ontology annotation, molecular function: protein binding. The transcript has 10 exons. Bases 23 to 1060 code for a protein of 345 amino acids. Lineage: Eukaryota; Metazoa; Chordata; Actinopteri; Beloniformes; Belonidae.
GUCAGGACUGUUUACAGGAAACAUGGCUUCCGUGUCUGUAGCAGAGCCCCAAGAAAUGGAAGUAGACCGAAGGGGUGAUUCUGAAGAGUCUGGUGAUGAUGAGAGCAGGAGGAGAAGUAUCAAUGGCGAUGUGGACCCUAACCAACCCACUGCAACCAGUAAAGAAGAAUCCCCGGUUGACAUGGACACCAUAACAUUGGACCCAGAGGAAGAGGAUGUUGAUCUUGUUCACUGUCGGAUUGGAAGAAUUGAGGGACUUGAGGUGCUACAGAAGGCUAAAACACUUUCACUACGACAGAACCUCAUCAAAAAGAUAGAAAACCUUAAUAGUUUGCGCUCACUGCGGGAACUAGAUCUUUAUGACAAUCAAAUCCGCAAACUGGAGAACCUGGACAACCUCACAGAGUUAGAGCAGCUUGAUGUGUCCUUCAACAUUCUGAGAAAAGUGGAGAAUUUGGAAAGCAUGACUCAGCUGAAGAAACUUUUUCUGCUUCACAACAAAAUUACCAGUAUUGCCAAUCUUGACCACCUGUCAGGUCUGGAGAUGCUGGAGCUAGGCUCCAAUCGCAUUAGGGUCAUUGAUAACCUGGAUGCACUUUCAUCUUUGACAAGUUUGUUUCUUGGCACAAAUAAAAUUACAAAGCUUCAGAAUCUGGAUGGUUUACAUAACCUCACUGUUUUAAGCAUUCAGAGUAACCGGAUUACUAAAAUUGAAGGAAUGCAGAACCUUGUCAAUCUGAAAGAGCUCUAUCUGAGCCACAAUGGCAUUGAGGUCAUUGAGGGCCUGGAAAACAAUAAAAAGCUUACCACACUGGACAUUGCUGCCAACAGAGUAAAGAAAAUUGAAAAUAUCAGCCAUCUGACAGAGAUGCAGGAGUUUUGGAUGAAUGAUAAUCAAAUAGAAAACUGGGCAGACCUCGAUGAGCUGAAGAAUGCCAAGACUCUGGAAACCGUUUAUCUUGAGAGAAACCCGCUACAGAAAGAUCCACAGUACCGGAGAAAGAUCAUGCUGGCAUUGCCAAGCGUACGCCAGAUCGACGCCACCUUUAUCCGCUUCUAAACUGCUGUGUAUGAUCCACCUGCCAGCCUCACAGUGUUUUCCCCUCACUUAUCUGCCUGUCCUGCUUAUAAACGCAACACCUUUGAAACAUAUUGGCCUCACUAUAUCACAUAAUCACUCCAUACACAAUAACAUUCCAACACAAAACUCCCCCACGGCUCACUGAACAUACAUACAUACAUGCACGCAUGCAUGUAUGCAAUCAUUCAAACCUUGUUCUAUGCUAUUGUGUGAUAACUUUAUUUAUUAAGGCAGAACUGUGAAAAGAAACGACCCAACACUCAUAAUGUUUUCCUCUGCACUUUGUUUCUCCUGUUGUUUUGUGUGUGGGGUAUAGUUUUGGUGCCCAGUCAUGCAGUGCACAGCAGGAAAAUGGAGUCAGACUUAUAAAGUACAUUAUUGAAGUUGCACUGUUGUUGUCACAUUACACGGUGUGGCACGAUGACAAGGAAAAAAGAAGGGAAGGUCUUUUUUUUUGUAACUUUUUCUCUUUAUUUCUUCUCUCAUUGGGUUUCCCCUUACUUGGCUGCCAAAUUUACCAGUUAAAAGAAACAUCUGAAACAAAAAGCCUUAAACCAUAUUAACACCAUACUGAUUUAAAGCAACACUGAAAAGUGAUACUUGCAUAAAUCAGUUUUUGAAGAGCAACAUCCUUUUACUGGUGCAUUUAUUUUAAUAAACUGGCAUUGCAGCAACUGAAGGGGAGAUGUUGGUGACCAGACACCUUGUCUUUUCCUGGUCCAAGCAUUUUUCUAUCUGGUAGGUCAUCUUCCUGGUUAAUGAAUGUGACCUCUGCAGUAAAUAAAACUCAUGGUAAUGUCAAAUAAUCUGUGUUCAUAGAGAUAGUUUUGUAAUUUGUGGCACCAUCAACGUUUUGUUUUUGCAUUUUAACCAUAAAUACAACAUUGAUAACAUCCUUUUUUUUCCUCCCUCUCGUUCAUAAACUUUGUUUCAACAGCUAUCAAUAAAAUGUAAAGUGUCUUUGAAUUAAUUAUAUUUUAAUAGCCGGACUGAUCUCAAAAAAUGUUUAUUAAUAUAAGACAAACUACUUCAUGUUAGCACAGACAAUUUUAAACACACAUGGGUAUUAAGAAAAGGUCAACAGUACAAGGACACCACACUUACACUUUUGGGCUGUAGGAUUGCUUGAAGAUAUAAACUGGCCUGUAUUUAUUGACCAUUGUAAAUGUGUGAUUACCUCAAUGAAAUUACAAUAUACGUUC